GAGGCGGGGUGGGUGACUGCUCUCUCCCUUCACAACAUAUGUUGUAUGAAGUGGGAUGGCUUUCCGUGGGGCUGUCAGAGGCAUGCCCAGUGUGUGCGCGGAAUGAACCGUACGAGGAACCCUAGGAUAGGUUGACCCUUGUGUGAGGGACCCCAGAUAUGGAUGAAGCACUAGUGUAUGGGGCUCCCUGGGAUGGGAGAAGUAUGGUAGGGGGAUGUGUGAGGGACGCCUGUGUGUGCCUGUGUGUGUGUGAACGCUGUGGGCGCGCUUUGCGAAGGGGAGUGUGACCAUGUUGUGUCACCACGGUUGAGUAUGCGCUCUGACUGCCAGUUUCACUCCUAACACUAAUAAUGUUUAUUAUAAUAUCAAUACUGAUUGUAGACAGGACUUUAACAUUUGUAUAUACAUUACCAUAUAGCUGUUUUAACUGUGUUUUCUGCUUUGCGGACACUGGAUACAUUUUUUAUUUGUCUAGAGGUGAGUUUAGUUCUGGAUGUGACAAAAUAAAUAUGUGACAAAAAUAAAUGUGACAAACUAUAAAUACAGUCACAGAUCCCUGUAAGAAUAGAGUUAUCUUCAGCAGCAUAAAGGCUUAUUACUUACUGACAGAUCUAAGAGGUGCCCGCAGAGCAGAAGCCACAGUUUGAAUGGUGCCGUUUCACAGACUGACUCACAGCGGUGCUGUUACCCAAGAAGACACUGUACCGUAUGACUGAACAAAACGUGAACAAAACAUAACAUCACAUGAAACAGCAUUGAAAUGUUACUGUAAGACAACACAAUAGCUGUCACUUGAUGAUUUCUGUAAGCGUAGUCCGUAUUCUGUAUUCAGAAUUCCAGGUUUCCUCGUUCGCUGUCCAUUUUCAUUGUGGUGCUGAAAAUUAAUGAUAACAGGGAUCCGUAUGUUUAGUUCCGACUACGGUCGGUUAUACUCCGACUACUUUUGAACAACGACAACAACAACAACAAACACAACAAUAAUGCAUUUGGCUAUCUGUGUUAUUUACAUAUUUUUCUAGCACUUGUUCUAGGGUUAAGAGAUAAUUUAGAGAUAUUCUAGUUUUAGACUCUAAGUGCCGCUGUUGAUCAGUCAAACGUUUGUGGUCCUCCGUUAAGUCUUGCCCCUCCUUGCCCGCUACAUCCUGACACAGAAAAAAGGCAAUCCUAUACGCCUCAGACAGUGCUGUGAAAGGACAUACAAUACGCUCGGAGGUUUUUUUUUCUCGGUGAAUCGUCUACAAUUCUGUGGAUAUACCAGAUUGUUCAAUGAAACAUGGGAUUUAAGCUUUAGUCAGACAUCUGUGGAUACAUUCUGGUGGAAAUAUGAAUUUCAAAAGGGAUCCUCAAAGAAAAUGCAGUGGUGUAUAUGCGCCAUCCAGAAUACAAUGGCAAGUACUAAUUAUCUUUGCGUGCCUUGGAAAUGUUGCUGUCGGACAAAUUCGUUAUUCGAUUCCAGAAGAAAUGAAGAAAGGAUCACUGAUAGGUAAUGUAGCACAGGAUCUUGGACUUGAUAUGAAAAGGCUUCGGGUGGGUCGAGCUCGUAUUGUUACCGGGGAAAACGUCCAGUACACCGAUCUUAAUGCAGACAAAGGGGUUCUAGUUGUGAGUGAGAGAAUAGACAGGGAACAGUUAUGUGGUGACGUUACUCCCUGCAGCUUUAGCUUCGAGAUAAUUUUAGAGAAUCCAAUGGAACUGCAUCAAAUUACUGUCGAAAUUUUGGACAUAAAUGACAAUGCUCCGGUUUUCCGUAAAAAUGCAAUGACUUUUGAGAUUAGCGAAUCAGCAACACUAGGCUCAAGUUUUGUUUUGGAGAGUGCAGAUGACCCUGAUGUCGGACUCAAUGCUCUUCAAAAUUAUGUUUUAACGCCAAACGAUAAUUUCAUCUUGAAGCAGCAUUCGAAUCCAGAUGGCAGUAAAUACGUCGAAAUGAUUCUCCAGAAAGCACUAGACAGAGAGCAGUAUCCUCGGCUGUCUUUAAAGCUGAUUGCUGUAGAUGGUGGAGAUCCACAGAGGUCUGGCACAGCGAGCAUCGAUGUGACUGUUCUAGAUGCGAAUGACAAUGCUCCUGUUUUUAACCAGACUACAUACAGGGCUAGUGUGAAGGAAAACGCAACUAAAGGCACUUACAUUGUAACUGUUAAUGCAACCGAUGCCGAUAGUGGUUUGUAUGGGCAUAUAUCAUAUUCUUUUUCCAAUUUGAAAGAACAUUUAAUAAAUAUAUUUAGCAUUGAUGGUACCUCUGGUGUAAUAUCGGUAGCCGGGAAUAUUGAUUUUGAAAAAGAUAAGAGAUAUGAGAUCAGGGUCCAAGCAAAGGAUCAGGGUGGAUUGACCGGGACUAGUAAAGUUAUAAUUGAUGUUGUUGAUGUCAAUGACAAUGUACCACUUAUAAACGUCAUGUCAUUCUCGAGUCCUGUAUCCGAAGAUUCGCCACCAGGCACCACUAUUGCUAUAAUUAACGUCAAAGAUUCAGACUCGGGAAAAAAUGGUCAGGUGACCUGCUCUAUCGACAAGAGUUUACCUUUCAGGAUAGAAUCAUCCCUUGCUAACUAUUAUACUUUGAUAACUCAAUCUGCCUUUGAUCGAGAAUUAACAUCCGAAUAUAACAUAACGAUAACUGCCACCGACUCUGGCUCGCCCCCUCUCUCAAGCGUUACUAAUUUGUGUCUGAAAGUGUCGGAUGUCAAUGACAACGCUCCCGUUUUUGACCGAGCCACCUACUCUGCAUAUGUCGCCGAAAAUAACUCACCGGGCACAUCAAUAUUCAGAGUCAAAGCCAUGGACCCAGACUCUGGUCAGAACGCUAGGAUAUCAUAUUUCUUAACGGAGACAAGGGUAGGUGGGGCUUUGGCAUCUUCAUAUAUCUCCAUAGACACGGCCACUGGCGUUAUUACCACUUUGCGCUCUUUUGAUUAUGAACAAAUCAAGCAGUUGUCAUUUACUGUAAGCGCACAAGAUGGUGGCUCCCCUCCAUUAAGCAGUAAUGCAACGGUGAAUAUUCACGUCCAAGAUCAGAAUGACAACGCACCUCAGAUCCUCUACCCAUUACAAACCAGUGGCUCUAUUUUGGCUGAAAUUGUGCCUCGUUCAGCAGAUGUGGGAUAUCUGGUCACCAAAGUGGUGGCUGUUGAUGUGGACUCUGGACAGAAUGCGUGGCUUACAUAUACAUUUCAGAAAGCGACAGACAGGGCAUUGUUUGAAGUUGGCACACAGAAUGGAGAAAUAAAAACAAUUCGACAGAUAACGGAUAAAGAUGCUGUUAAACAAAAGCUCACUGUUUUAGUGAAGGACAAUGGACAGCCCUCUCGCUCAGCUACAGUCAAUCUUAAUGUGGCAGUGGCAGAUAGUUUUCCAGAGGUUCUUUCGGAGUUUACAGACUUGACACCUGACAAGGAAUACAACGACAAUUUGACAUUUUUUCUUGUCCUGGCUUUGGCUGUAGUUUCAUUUCUCUUUGUAACAUCACUCGUUGUCAUCAUAUCCGUGAAGAUUUACCGGUGGAGGCAAUCUAACACGUACUAUCAGUCAAAUCUUCCGGUUAUUCCGUAUUAUCCACCGCAUUUUCCAGACAAUGGUGGCGCAGGAACUCUUCACCGAGUAUACAAUUACGAUAUGUACAAGACAACAGACUCCAGAAAAAGUGAUUACAAAUUCACCGGACCGUGUGGUCAAAAUGUUCUCUUUGUGGAUCCAAGUGCGUCCGGAACGAUAAGGCGUGUGGACAGCGAAAAGAACAUUCUGGAUGAGCCCGACUCGCCCCUGGAGCAAAAGCCUCCUAACCAAGACUGGCGUUUCAACCAGAACCAGAGGCCUGGACCCAGCGGUCGCACGAAGUCCCAUUCUCCCUACCUAAGAUGGACGCCACCCAGGAAGAUAAGGGCGACCGCCAAUCCUGAUGUUCCCGUAGGAACCGGACCAUGGCCACAACCCCCGACCGAGGCUGAACAGCUCCAGGCUCUGAUGGCUGCCGCCAAUGAGGUGAGUGAAGCCACCAACACUCUGACCCCUGGCACCAUGGGCCUGAGCACCCGCUACAGCCCGCAGUUCACCCUGCAGCACGUGCCCGACUACCGCCAGAAUGUCUACAUCCCCGGCAGCACCGCCACGCUCGGCUCCAACCCCCAGCAGCAGAUGCUGCAGCAGCAGCUCCAGCAGCAGCAUCUCCAGCAGCAGCAUCUCCAGCAGCAGCAGCAGCUGCAGCUGCAGCAGCAGAUGCUCCCCCAAAGGGAGGCCCUGCCUCCCCCCCAGGCCGUCGCUGCCGCUGACGACGCUGACCAGCCAGAUGCCUCCAAGGCCAACCAGACCCCCGCCAGCAAGAAGAAGUCCACCAAGAAGGACAAGAAGUAAUGGAGAGGCAGAGAGAUGGAGAGAACGAGUGGAAAAAGAGUAGGAGGAGAAAGGAGGAAAAGAGGUGACCUGGCAGGAACCCUCUUUCUCUCUCUCUGUGUGGUUGUUGCCUCUGCUGGCUUGUGUAACCCUCUCACCGAUUGCCAUGUUAACCGAUAAGUACUCCGGUAAUAUCCACGUACCAUGAAGGAUAGUAUUGUUUCCUUUUGUAAGGUUCCUUUUUUCUGUUUCUUUUUGACUGUCUCUGAAGUCUCUCUGAAUGUGUUGAGGUGAGGGUGAAAAGAAUUUGGAAGCUCAUAUUCGAUUUGGAUUCAAUUUCUCUCUUAUAUGUUAUAAUUCCUCGGUUUGCUUGUGUAUUUCUUGAAGGACAGUAACAUUUCCUGUAUCUUAUAUAGACCUGUAAGUAUAACACAAUUCUCUGUGGUGUUGGUCCUUUCACUCUAUUGUAAGAAUGGAAAAUGGGAGGGAUUUCCGAUUAUAAAUGACAAUAAUGAUUUUUAAGAUCUUGGCUGUUUGAUUUUUCAAAAGACACAAUAUCCUGUGCUGUGAUUCCUGGGCUUCUUGCCACAGACAAAGUGUUACAGUGUUUUUGAAAUGUUUUUUUUUCAGGGCGUUGUUUUUUUUUUUUGGUUUGUUUUGAAAUCCCUGUUUUGCUGAAUGAAGAGUAGAUGCUUGUUUUUGUGCUAAAAAAAAAAAGACACUGUUGGAUAUUCCCCUUGAAAAGAAAAACACACAUAAAAGUUCAGCACAACAGACUGACCUGUAGCUCUUAGAGAUCAAGGCCGCAAUAUUUGCAUGAGUCAUUCAAUAAUCUUCCACAGAUGUAACCACGGACAUAACUAUGCAUUUAUACAGACAGGGAAGGUUGUCUUUGUUGGCAACUCCUUUGUGAAAUGCAGUUGUAGCACCAACCUGAACCGUGUAUCGCUUUGAUAUGCAUAGUUAUUCAACUAUAUCAUGCUUGCUUUUAUUUGUUUCUCUCUAAAGCCAUUAUAAAUUGAGCAUGAUCCCCCUUGUGUCUUGGGACUGAGCGACGGGGGUGGCCAUCUUGUCCUUUCCCGACACCGUGACCACAUGGUCUGAAACCAUUUCCUGGCCGUUUGACUUCAGGUGUAAAUCCCCCCUCUCUCAAACUCACGACACCGCUUUGAACAAAGAGCCAAAUCAUUGAAGAUGCACUGUUGUAGGGAGGGAAGAUGUGGACUGGGGUGAGUGGGAUUGAGCACCUAGUGAGCGCUUAGUAGACACGUAAUGAGUUACCCACUAUUUCCACCACCUAAUGUGUUUGGGGCACUUCUACUUAGGGCCUGAGCUAGGAGGCCUAGAUAGGUUUGGUAGUACACGGAGAGCCCUAUGCUCCAACCAUUCUAAAGAGUCUUUCCUUUUUCCUUACCAUGAGACACGCUAGCUUGUUUGUUUGAAAUUAAAAUGAACUGACUUUUGUAGUGUGUAAGAAGUAAGCAAUGUGUAAUAAGAUGGAGCUUUUCUUCUUUGUCUGUUCUGCAUUGUGAAGUGGCAGCUUGUGUGUGACGGGGGAGGGGAGUGGAGGGAGAAAAGGGAAGGCGGGUGUGUGCAGAUGACUUGGUUAAGGGGCGCUACAUCUGGGGUACAGGGAGGAGGAAGAACUUCGCUCAAUGAAUGUACAGAGGUAACAUUACCACUCUCAAAACACCCCCUCUUUCCCGAUCAGUGUGGUAUGGUCAAGGGGGAGCACUGACCAAUAGCAGGCAAUAUUCAGUUGAUUCCGUCCAGUUGUUAAAAAGGACAUGCCACUCAGAGGGGUUGAAGAGGGGUGGAGGGAUUCUGUCGCCCCACUCCCUCUGCACUGUUGCCCUCCGCUGCGCAUACCUUCGCUCUCACAGUCCCAGGUGAUGGUGAUCACUCUUUUUCCCAGGUUGUAAAUAGCUAGCAGCCUUAGCACUGUAAAGAACGGGCUGUUCUCAGCUCCAGUGUCCGACCAGAUCUCCCUUUUCCAGAGUCAGAGCCCGGGGGGUGUGUGGCUUACUACUGGAAUUUGUUACAUUGGUUUUUUUUUUCUUUCUGUUUUGAUUGUUUGGUUUUCAGGAAAAAACGAGGAAAAAAUGUAAUUAAAAAAAAAAAUCUUAAUUGCUCUUCAAAAUAAGUGUUUGAAAUGUAGUACUCUAUAGCACCAUGAAGGCCAACUAACAAACACAACUGUAAAUAGAGAUUAACUUUGAAGGAAAAAUGAACAAAAAAAAUGUGAGUGACACACAUGUAGGUUAGGUAAUUGUGAGUUGUAAUGCGCAUAUUUUUUGUGUUCAUUUUUGUUUUCCAUUUAUGCCACUUGCUCCAUCACCUUGCUACGAAACGAAACAAAACAAAACAAAACAAAACAAAACAAAACAAAACCACAUCGUGUACAAUACCUUUCUAACCCUCUGUAAUCACCUUCUGUUUCUUUUGUGAUUCCAGUUGUGCAUUUGUGCAAGAAUGCUUGUCAAUGUCUAUAUGAAGAAAUGAAAUAUAAAUAUUCUAUAUGUUUGUGUGUCUGCUGAUGGCGUAAUACUCUAUAUCCUGCUGUAAUAUCUUUCUUAUAAAUCGCUUAGACCCCCCCCCCCCUUUCCUGCUCCUCUGUGUUACUCUUAUUUUAUAUGCUAAUAUUUAUAUUUGCUGUUUUAUUUUCUCUUGAACACUGACAUUUCAAAUAAAAGGUUCUGAAAUCAUAA
Clupea harengus (Atlantic herring) is the source of this 7031-nucleotide messenger RNA. Its product is annotated as protocadherin gamma-A11-like. Gene Ontology annotation, molecular function: calcium ion binding. Gene Ontology annotation, cellular component: plasma membrane. Gene Ontology annotation, biological process: homophilic cell-cell adhesion. The transcript is spliced from 5 exons. Bases 1324 to 4344 code for a protein of 1006 amino acids. Lineage: Eukaryota; Metazoa; Chordata; Actinopteri; Clupeiformes; Clupeidae. The record is from RefSeq and is a predicted model, not a curated record.